AUGAUUUCUGUUUAACCAGAAGGUUCAAAACCCAUGAAAUUUUAGGGAGGUCGAAUUCACUUAAGACCUAUAGAUAGUAUAGGGAGAGACUUUGAUUUAGGAAAUAUUGAAACUAAAGGCAGAAGACAUUUUUCUUUUGAUCCAACACCAGUUAUGCAAUAUAAACCUCAAUUAAGAGUUGGGUUUCCUAAAAAUGUUACUAAUCCUGAAAUAUUAUUUACUCAUAAAAGUUAAGGAGGCCCUGAUAAAUUAACUUAUAUGCCUCCAAUCAAAAAGCAUAAAGAGUUUAUUUCCACUAUGAGAAAAACAGUCAUUAACAAAGAAGUAAAUACAUUAAUUUAUUGUAGUAUGAGGAAUAAUAGACUGAAAAUAAAAGAAUGAUUGAAGAGUUGGAUGUUUGGGAGAAAAAGUUUAGAAAAUUAUGA
This is a messenger RNA of Paramecium pentaurelia, 425 nucleotides long. NCBI's taxonomy places the organism in Eukaryota, Ciliophora, Oligohymenophorea, Peniculida, Parameciidae. The record is from the annotation of a GenBank genome assembly.